AUGCAGCAACAACACCGACUCCAGCAGCCACCGGAACGUCCAGAGUUCCCACAACAGCCUCACCAGCUGCAGUGCCAGGAACUCCAGCAGCGCUACCAGCUUUUCAAACAACAACAGCAAAAGCAAAAAAAUCAGCAAACAGAAAGCCAACAGCAACAGCUGUACAAGCAAGAUCAACAACGACAGGCCCAACAAAAGGCCCAGAUCCAAGCACAAAUCCAACAACAACAACAGAAACAACAACAGAAUCACGCACAGUACAUCAAACAACAGAGCCAGUCCCAGGUUAAUCAGCAACCACACCCACAACAACAACAACAACCACCUCAGAAUGUACCACAGCAACAACAGGGACAACAAAGGCCACAGAGCAAACCAAACCAGCAGAUGCCACAAGUUUCCUCACAGCAUCAACAGGAACAGCAACAGCAUAAAACUCAACAGCAGCCACAAGUAGCUCAGCAACAGACGCCGACGACGCCGGCGGCAGGGACCGGUACCUCCAGCUCGACGCCGAAUGGCGGCAAGGUAUCUGUGCGCCAAGAUUCGAAUGUGUCGAGCGACAGCUUCAGCCAGAACUCGUCGCCGAGCUACACGACCAAGUCUAUGGAGACGCCACUGCUGCCGCGGUCGUACCAGGCGCACUCUUCGAGCGCCGGAGCGCCUCGUGGCUUUGGCGCGUCCAAGGGCGGGGGCGGCGUGGGCGGGGCCGGACUGGGGGAGGCGGCAGCCGCAGCUGACGCCUCCGGAGCGUCGGCCAGCCCCGCCAUCGCCAACGGCAGCGCUGCCCUCACCAAGAGCAUCUCCACUCCUGCCUCGCUCCAGACCAUCGUCCGGUUCCACCACGGCUCCAACAUGUCUUUGCAUCACAGAAUAAUCCGAGACAUGCGGCGGCCUUCGACGCACUACAUCACACAGGGGCGGCUGCGCUUCCGGUUCGCGCAGGUGCUGGUCAACGCCAUCGCGCUGCUCGCCAUCGCCGGGGGACUCGCCGCCUACUUCAAAGCCUACCCGUCGACGGUGCGCUACGUGAACAAGACGGUGACGACGACGACGGUGGCGCUCACCAAGCCCACGCAGGACAACCCCAUGCCCGGGAUUUGUCUGCCAGUGAUAGUCACAUUCUGCCACUAUCACAAGAUCCCGUACAACUACACUAUGUUCCCUAACUACAUGGGACACUUCACCCAGCGAGACGCACAAACAGAGCUGGAGGUGUACGACGUGGUGGUGGACGUGCGCUGCUACGAGCUGGCGGCGCUCUUCCUCUGCUCUGUCUUCGUCCCCAAGUGCGGCCCCAACGGCGAUCUAGUGCGGCCGUGCCGCGGGCUCUGUAAAGAAACGAAGCGGCGCUGCGGCUUCUUCCUGGAGGUGUUCGGGCUGGCGCUGCCAGACUACCUGGAGUGUGACCUCUUCCCAGAGGACCCCGACACCAACGUCUGCGUGGGGCACCGCGAGGUCGCCGAGGCCAAGCUGCGCGCGCAGAAGCCGGUGUGCACAGCGGGAUUCCAGUGCGACGUGAAACGUUGCAUCCCCAAGGACUGGCGCUGUGACGGCCACGUCGACUGCCAGGACCGCACCGACGAACUGCACUGCGAGACGUGCUCCAAGCAAGGCCUGAUCCACUGUGGGGAGAAACGAUGCAUGUCGCAGAGCCAUGUCUGUGAUGGGAUCGUCGACUGCCCCUGGGGACAAGACGAACGCAACUGCCUGCGGCUAAGCGAGCGCAUGGGGGACGAGGGCAGCGGCGUGCUGGAGGUGUUCCAGCCGGAGCAGCAGGCGUGGCGGCCCGCCUGCAUCAGCCACUGGGGCUCCGGCGCCUCGGCGCGGGACCUCUGCGCCAUGCUCGGAUACACGGUUGCCAAUUCUAGUGAACUGACGAUGCUCAGCGGUAUCAGCAAUGUACGCACAGUCAGCUCCAACAGCAGCAGCGGCGCCUACACUGGCGACACUAUGUGGAGGACGACCAAGCAACGCAACGUGCUCAAGGAGCUGCGCUCAUGCACGGGGAAGGACUAUGCUACGGUGAAGCUCACCUGCUCCAACUUUGCUUGUGGUCAAAGAAGACAUCCAAAUUACCCGCGAGCCUCUACGAGAAUUGUUGGAGGAUUUGAAUCAACUCCUGGGGACUGGCCGUUUCUAGCAGCGCUACUAGGAGGCCCGGAAGAAGUGUUUUACUGUGCUGGAGUGCUCAUCGCAGACCAGUGGGUGCUGACCGCGUCACACUGCGUCGGAAAUUUCAGCCAUUCUGAACCUUCUGGUUGGACGAUCCAGCUUGGUAUCACAAGACGCCACUCUCACUCAUUUUAUGGUCAGAAAAUGAAAGUUCGGCGUGUUGUUCCACAUCCUAUGUAUAACAUGGGUGUUGCUCAUGACAAUGAUGUUGCUCUUUUUCAAUUGAAGACAAGGGUCCGAUUCCAUGAACAUUUGCUACCCGUCUGCUUACCCCCUGCCAAUCAUGAGCUUCACCCUGGUACACGCUGCACUGUCAUUGGAUGGGGCAAAAAGGAGGAUAAAGAUGCAUCGGAAUAUGAACCAGCUGUGAAUGAAGUUGUUGUUCCUGUCCUGAAUCGAAAUCUGUGCAAUAUGUGGUUAGUGCACAAAGAUCUGAAUGUGACUGAAGGCAUGAUAUGUGCAGGUUAUGCGGAGGGUGGGAAAGAUGCAUGUCAGGGAGAUUCUGGUGGGCCCCUACUGUGCCAAGAUGAAAAAAAUCCUGAUCGAUGGUUUGUUGGUGGUAUUGUUAGUUGGGGGAUUAAAUGUGCUCAUCCUCAUCUUCCUGGAGUAUAUGCAUAUGUACCACGGUAUGUUCCAUGGAUCAAACAACAGAUGGCUUUAUAUUCUGACUGA
This is a messenger RNA of Schistocerca cancellata (South American locust), 2847 nucleotides long. RefSeq names its product atrial natriuretic peptide-converting enzyme-like. Gene Ontology annotation, biological process: proteolysis. Lineage: Eukaryota; Metazoa; Arthropoda; Insecta; Orthoptera; Acrididae. Gene Ontology annotation, molecular function: protein binding; serine-type endopeptidase activity. The record is from RefSeq and is a predicted model, not a curated record. The transcript is spliced from 16 exons. Gene Ontology annotation, cellular component: membrane. Bases 1 to 2847 code for a protein of 948 amino acids.